Messenger RNA from Cucurbita moschata (crookneck pumpkin), 1610 nucleotides. RefSeq names its product serine/arginine-rich splicing factor SR45-like. Gene Ontology annotation, biological process: mRNA splicing, via spliceosome. The record is from RefSeq and is a predicted model, not a curated record. Bases 90 to 1325 code for a protein of 411 amino acids. Gene Ontology annotation, molecular function: RNA binding. Gene Ontology annotation, cellular component: ASAP complex; cytoplasm; nucleoplasm. NCBI's taxonomy places the organism in Eukaryota, Viridiplantae, Streptophyta, Magnoliopsida, Cucurbitales, Cucurbitaceae. The transcript has 12 exons.
GUGUCGCUUCUCUCUUCAAUAUCUCUAAAUCCCAAACGAGACGGGUUUAAGUUAGGGUUUCAAAUUUCGCUCUGCAGCUACUGCCGGCCAUGGCUAAACCAAGCAGAGGCCGUCGUUCGCCGCCGUCGGGUUCGGGAUCCUCACGUUCCCGCUCAUACUCCGGCUCUGGUUCCCGCUCCAGCUCCCGCUCGCGCUCCAGGUCUGCAUCUGUGUCCCGCUCCCGCUCUCGUUCCAGGUCCAUUUCCUCGUCUUCGUCUCUAUCUCGAAGCGGUUCUUCUCGAAGCCGAAGCCCCGCUCCUCAAAGAAAGAGUCCGAAUGAAACAGCUCGGCGGACUCGCGCUUCACCUCCACCAGCUAAACGAAUUUCUCCGCCACCCAGGAAACCAUCUCCUGUACGCGAGUCACUUGUUCUUCACAUUGAUGCACUGAGUAGGAAUGUCCAUGAGGGUCAUUUAAAAGAAAUCUUCAGUAAUUUUGGUGAAGUAGUCCAUGUUGAGCUGGCAAUGGAUCGCACAGUCAACCUUCCUAAAGGAUAUGGAUAUGUUGAAUUCAAAACAAGACCUGAUGCUGAAAAAGCCCAAUUGCAUAUGGAUGGUGCCCAAAUUGAUGGGAAUGUUAUUCGAACAAGAUUUACAUUGCCUCAAAGACAGAAGAUCCCAACACCUCCAAGGACUGUAGCAACCGCUCCAAAGAGAGAUGGUCCUAAGCCUGAAAAUGUUGGUGCUGAUGCUGAGAAGAAUGACAUGAAAAGACAGAGAGAACCUUCACCUCGUCGAAAGCCUCCUUCUCCUAGAAGACGCUCGCCUAUUGCUCGACGAGGUGGGUCUCCUAGAAGACAACCCGAUUCUCCUCGCCGCCGUCCAGAGUCUCCUCCGCGUCGCCGCUUAGAAUCUCCCCCUAGAAGGAGGCCUGCAUCACCCAUGAGAGGUUGCCGUUCUCCAUCGCCUUUGGCAAGGCGACAUAGAUCUCCUCCAAGGCCCUCUCCAAGAAGAAUUCGUGACAGUCCUGUUCGAAGACGUUCACCACCCCCUCCUAGGCGCCGUACACCGCCUCGACGUGCUCGUAGUCCUCCCAGAAGGUCUCCAGUAGUUCGCAGAAGGAGCCGUUCACCUAUUAGAAGACCAGCUCGAUCACGUUCCCGAUCAUCUUCACCACGGAGAGGUCGGCCUGCAGCCGCUGGUAGACGUGGGAGAUCACCGUCCUACUCUGCAUCACCUAGUCCACGCAAGGUGCCCAGGAGAGUAUCUCGCAGUCCAAGAAGGCCUUUAAGAGGGAGAAGCAGCAGCAGGAGCAGUAGCAGUAGUUCUCCACCCCGCAAGCCAUAAGAACUCUACACAUCUUGCGCCUUCUCACUCCCUAAUUCUCUCUUGUUCUAUCUGUGUAUUCCAAAAGACGCGACAGUUUUUUCCCCACACCUGGUGAAGAGCCGAGCCUUCUUGUAGUGAAAAUAUUUGUGGAUUAAAUGCCAUUUUGGGCUUGUCAGCAGUAGUUAGUUUCCUGUCACUAUUGAAUCAAACAUUUUGAUAUCCUUUCUUCUAACUGCACUCUGUAGUAUUAUUACAUUUCUUCUACUAUACAAAGGCCCAGACGUCGAGUUCUCCCUUUUCUUA